GCGGAGUUCAAACCUAGUCAGAGAUCAGAUGGCGGAAGUGAUGCUGCCAUUAUGGUUUUCACAUGAAGCUUGGGGACCGUACAGUAGGCGUCCAUCCAAGAUAGCCGCCGAGUAGUUUUAGUUGCCCAUUCAUUUCUGAGGGAAGAGUUUAAUUAAUGUUGACAACAUCGCUGUUAAUUGAGCACAGAAACGGCUUGGUAUUUUUCUAGGGGCGUUUUCACUUUCUGAAGGAGCCAUGUCUCCGUCUGUGCGCCUGCAGGAGAUGAUCAGGGUGAUCAGAGGAGCCCGUACACAGGGAGAGGAGCGUGGUGUGAUCCAGAGGGAGUGUGCUGCAAUCCGGGCGCAGUUCAGACAGGCUGACAAUGGGACGCGCUCUCACAAUCUGGCAAAGCUGCUGUAUGUGCACAUGCUGGGUUACCCUGCCCACUUCGGUCAGAUGGAGUGUGUGCGUCUGAUUGCCAGCCCUCGGUACAAUGAGAAGCGUGUUGGGUACCUGGGUGCCAUGAUGCUUCUAGACGAGAAGCAGGAUGCUAGCCUUCUCAUCACUAACUCCAUCAAGAAUGACCUGUCCCACAGCAGUCAGUAUGUCCAGUCUCUGGCUCUGUGUACUCUGGGCUGUAUGGGCUCAGCUGAGAUGUGUCGAGACCUGGCCCCAGAGAUCGACCGCCUCCUCAGAGCCUCUAACUCCUACAUCAAAAAGAAGGCCGCUCUUUGUGCGGUGCACAUAGUGAGGAAAGUACCAGAACUAGGAGAGCUGUUUACCCCUGCAUCUCGAUCCCUGCUCUCUGAAAAGAACCACGGGGUGUUACAUGGAGCUGUGGUUCUGAUCACUGAGCUGUGUGAGCGCAACCCAGAAACACUAGAGCAGUUUCGCAAGGCGGUGCCGGAGCUGGUCCAGAUAAUGAAAGGCCUGGUGAUGUCUGGUUACUCUCCAGAACACAAUGUGGCUGGUAUCAGUGACCCCUUCCUACAGGUGCGCAUUCUUCGGUUGCUGAGGAUCCUGGGUCGUAAUAACGAAACAGCUAGUGAUGCCGUGAAUGACCUGCUGGCCCAGGUGGCCACGAACACAGACAGCAGUAAGACCGCAGGCAGUGCUGUGUUGUAUGAAACCGUUCUCACUGUCAUGGACAUCAAAUCGGAAAGUGGCUUGAGGGUCCUAGCUGUGAACAUCCUGGGGCGAUUUCUUCUGAACAACGAUAGGAACAUCCGGUACAUCUCAAUGACUUCCCUACAGAAGAUUGUUCAGACGGACCACAAUGCAGUGCAGCGUCACAGAGGGACCAUAGUGGACUGCCUGAAGGACCAGGAUGCCUCUGUCAAACGCCGGGCACUGGAGCUUUCUCUGGCCCUGGUGUCAGCCGUCAACAUCCGCUCUCUGAUGAAAGAGCUGCUCCUCUUCCUCUCCAGCUGUCCCCCAGAGCUCAGAGCACACACCACCUCGGGCAUCUUCAACGCUGCCGAGAGGUAUGCUCCCUCUCAGCGCUGGCACAUUGACACCAUCCUGCAUGUCCUCACCACGGCAGGGGGCGACGUGAGGGACGAGACGGUUCCCAACCUGAUCCAGCUCAUCACCACAGCGACAGAACUCCACUGCUACACGGUCCACAAGCUGUACAGAGCCCUGAUUGCAGACAUCUCAGUGCAAUCCCUGGUACAGGUGGCAUGCUGGUGUAUUGGGGAGUAUGGAGACCUGCUUCUGAGAGGCGAGUGUGAGGAGACAGAACCUGUUCAGGUGGCAGAGGAUGACGUCCUGGACGCCUUGGAAACGGUUCUACAGUCGCAUAUGUCGUCGCCGGCAACCAGGGGCUUCGCUCUCACGGCGACAAUGAAACUCAGCACGCGCAUAACACACAACGUGGAUCGCAUUAGGAGCAUUGUCAGCAUCUACGGCAGCUGCAUCGACGUGGAACUCCAGCAGAGGGCAGUGGAAUACAACGCUCUGUUUAAGAAAUACGACCACAUGAGGGCUGCCGUUCUGGAGAGAAUGCCAGUGAUUGACAAGAGCUCACCGGGACAUACCAAUGGAGAAUCAGCAGGGGGGUCUAUCAAAGAGAUGGAGCCAACCAAACGGACACAGGAAGUAGUAUUACCCCAGGAACCUGCUAACCAGGUGUGUGAUCUGUUGGACCUGCUAGGUGGUUCUGGGGAGCCUCCCCAGCCCAGCCCCGCCCUGUCCACCACAAUGCUAGGCCCUGUUAGCAGCACGGCUGGGGGAGACUUACUGGACCUGCUGGGAGGCCUGGACGUCACACCUGUGCCACCUAGUGUUAUAGUGUAUGAGAAGAACGGCGUGACACUGAAACUACAGACUGACAGACAGACAGACACGGGCAUGACCAUUACCCUCACUGCCACCAACUCUACUGACAGGGAGAUCACCAGCCUCACCCUGCAAGCAGCAGUACCCAAGAGUGUCCAGUUACAGAUGAAGGCUCCGAGUGGUGACGUCAUCCCCGCACACGGCUUAGGUCAGGUGACCCAGACUGUGCUCCUCAACAACCCCAACAAGGUGAGUCUGAAAAUGAGGGUGCGCGUGUGCUACACCAGCCAGGACUUUGUCUGCCAGGACACGGUGCAGAUCGACUCAUUUCCCAGCCCCGCCUGGUAAUGACCGCUGAAAUCAACCUGUCCAUCAACACUCACAUCAGACCAUGGAAGGAUCGACAACCGACCAGGCCCAGGAGUGGGGAUCCAUUCUACCUGACAGCUGCCUGUCAAUCAACUAUUCUACAGUACAACCUGAUGUUUUUCCAAAUGACUCUUCUUUAUUUUUCUAAAUGGCUGACCCUCAAGAACUGUGGAAAAUGUCCCCCUACAGUUGGCAGGGAUUUAUGUAGAUAAACUCUUGAUACUGUCACCCUAAAAGCCAUUGUCACCAUGACCUUUUCAGCUUCUGAUUGGACUACUGGUAUUACAUUUCCCAUAGCAUAACCAACAGUAUUAAUGGCACUAUCUUUGGUGUGUAUUUGGUGUCACAUCAACCAACAAUAGUAAUAUGCAGCUGUCUGCCUGGCCCCGUGGGACUUGUCCAAUCAGAAGAUACAUCUAUCCUGAGAACUGUGCAACCAAGACUGUCCCCCUGAAAGGCGUCUGUCGGGAUAGUCGUUUAAGAGAGUCCCUUGAAGUCUUGACCCGUGCAACCGCGACAACUUUUCUUUCACUCCAGGACUACUUUACCUACCUACUGUUGUGGCUCACUGUUACAGUUCCCUCUCGUCAAUCUGAGCCGUGUGAUUAGCAUCCACUAACACUACGCCUUAUCCAUACUUAACGGUACAUGCCUUCCAUUGGUGUACUCUCCUCCUCCCUACCUCUAUUUACCAACUGCUCCUCUCUUCCCCUGUGCCUGUCACUCAGAACCCCUUUUGGAGCUGAGGUAUUAUCACCUAUGUGUAUAUAGACUUUAUUUUGAGGUGGGAGUUGCUGUUUUAUCUGUGAACGACGUGUAGUACCGGGAAAGAGAAUUCAGUUUGUGUGCAUUGCCUUUGACAUUUGUAAUUAAAAGGUUAUCAAAUUGAA
Messenger RNA from Oncorhynchus mykiss (rainbow trout), 3519 nucleotides. RefSeq names its product AP-1 complex subunit gamma-1. Gene Ontology annotation, biological process: intracellular protein transport; vesicle-mediated transport. Gene Ontology annotation, cellular component: AP-1 adaptor complex; Golgi apparatus; membrane coat. Lineage: Eukaryota; Metazoa; Chordata; Actinopteri; Salmoniformes; Salmonidae. The record is from RefSeq and is a predicted model, not a curated record.